CGCGGCGGUGACGACUGUGGCGGAGAAGGUCCGGAGGAGCUCUGCGUUCUGGAGUGGCGCUGCUUGGGCCGGUGGUAGAUUGCAGGCUGCUGGCGCCGGGGCUGAGGAGAACGGGGAGAGGGUUCGGCAUUUCCCGUCGGGAUCCCCGCGACGAUGAGUGCUGCCAGGGAGUCCCACCCGCACGGGGUGAAGCGUUCAGCCUCCCCAGACGACGAUCUUGGAUCUAGCAAUUGGGAGGCAGCAGACUUAGGUAAUGAAGAAAGAAAACAAAAGUUCUUGAGACUUAUGGGUGCAGGAAAGAAAGAACACACUGGUCGUCUUGUUAUAGGAGACCACAAAUCAACAUCUCACUUCCGAACAGGGGAAGAAGACAAGAAAAUUAAUGAAGAACUGGAAUCUCAAUAUCAGCAAAGUAUGGACAGUAAAUUAUCAGGAAGAUACCGACGACAUUGUGGACUUGGCUUCAGUGAGGUAGAAGAUCAUGAUGGAGAAGGAGAUGUGGCUGGAGAUGAUGAUGAUGAUGAUGAUUCACCUGAUCCUGAAAGUCCAGAUGACUCUGAAAGUGAUUCAGAGUCAGAGAAAGAAGAAUCUGCUGAAGAACUCCAAGCUACUGAGCAUCCUGAUGAAGUAGAGGAUCCCAAAAACAAAAAAGAUGCAAAAAGCAAUUAUAAAAUGAUGUUUGUUAAAUCCAGUGGUUCAUAACUCCCAAACACUUAGUCUUUGUAUUAAAAGUAAGCCUUAUUGUUAUAAUGCACAGUGGAGGACUGCUUAUAGAGCACAGACCUUUGUAUUAUAAUUUUUAAAAAGGCCCUUUUAAAUAAUUACGAAGAGUGUUUGCUUUCAGAUGCCAUGGGUUACACUUUUAUGGGCAUGACUAUAACCAAUUUUGUAAAGAGUAAGAGUUGUAUAAAAUAAGAAAUAAAUACAGUACUCAAUUUCCUUUCAUAUUAGUAUCAAACCUCUAAUCUCACCUUUUUACCCCUUCAAAUACAGUUAUGGGGGAGACAUUUUUUGUUUGAUAGCUGUUUCAUCUUUUUUGUUCAUUCAUAUUUUUCUCUUAUAAAAAGUUUAUCUGAUACUGUGAUGUGUUCAUGAAAAAUAUUCAUUUUAUUUUGUUAUAGAACUAUCAUCAUGGAUAUUUCUGCUUCCUAGUAGCAGUCUAAAUGUUGGCGAAAGAUUAGGUACUUUACUCUUACUGAUUCAGCUCUACUCUUUUGGACCAAAGCAGCAGGAGCAAAUAUUUUCACACCUGUUGGGAUGAAGUUGCAAUUGUCAAAUAUUUGGAAUAUUAUGUUCCCAAGCAGUCUUUAUAUAAUUUGAAUUACAUUGUAUGUUAGAUUUUUGAUAAAAUUUGGCCAAUUUUUACAGAAGAAAUUAUUUCUCUGGUCAUUUGGUCCUAUCUAUUUAGAACUAUGUAAAACUGGAUUUUUUUUUUAAAGGUAUUAUGUGACCAAAGUUAAUUUUCUUUUUAAGGCCUAAAUAAAGAAAAAGCAGUUUCUCAUAUUUGCUUGUGAUACCUUUAUCCUCAUUCUAUACAAAUGAGGAACAGGCUUAUUAAAAUAAGAAGCUAAAACAAUUUUUUCAUUUUAUCCCAUUCUGUUUGCUAUCUGAUUACUAAAAUAUAGUCUUGCUUUC
Talpa occidentalis (Iberian mole) is the source of this 1635-nucleotide messenger RNA. It is a transcript of the gene CUNH11orf58, whose product is annotated as chromosome unknown C11orf58 homolog. The transcript is spliced from 5 exons. The record is from RefSeq and is a predicted model, not a curated record. The coding region runs from base 154 to 702 and encodes 182 amino acids. NCBI's taxonomy places the organism in Eukaryota, Metazoa, Chordata, Mammalia, Eulipotyphla, Talpidae.